AUGGUGGUGAAGGCCUGCGACCGCUGCCGCUCGAGUAAGGAGAAAUGCGCCAUUGCGACUGAUAACCCGGCCUGCACCAGAUGCAUUCGCCUGAAGUUACCAUGCUCUAUUUUGCGUCGCAACAAGCGCGUGAGCCGUCGCCUCUCUCCAAAGACUCCGGUGAGUGACACGCAGGUCGCCGUCUCCAGCGUCGAGCUCGUGGCAACCAACAACCAGGCCUCAUACACCGUGUCGAGUCGACGACCGGCGUCGUCAGCUUCGACCUCACCAAGAGAUCGGACGGAAUCAUCAUGGACACCCGAAUGUACAGGGCCUGUGGUGAUAGCACCGGAAAAAUUGCUCGCCUCAACCCUCAAUCUCCAAACCACAUCAGACGCGUUGCGCACCGUGCUAGAUGUGGAACAAUUCUCCGUCAUACAUUUACCUUUUAUGCUGGGCGCCAGCUUCAUUCCCGAGUCUCAAAAGACCGUCUACGCCAUCUUAUGUCUUUCGGCCCCCACUCUGACAGAUGGCUACUUGGCAUUUCUGGGCCUGAUGACCAGCUACCAGAAAUCACUUGUCAUGCGUCGCAGCGAGCCCGAUAUGUUCAAAGCAGCAAUGGGCUUGCAACGAUUGCGAAGUGUAAAGAUCUCCCACGAUUAUGAUGCGGCUUGUGCGCUUUUUCUGGGCCAGACCAUGUAUUUGUUCAACGUGCUUACCGCACCAUAUUCCAAUACUGCCCAUUCAAUUGUCCGGAGCGCGCUCAUGUCCACGAAAAAAUGGGUCCCGCGGCUAUUACAAUUUCCUAUCAUGGACACAGUAACCAUGACACCCAUUCUGAUUGACACGGUGGAAUGCCUUGUUCAUCGUGAAAUCCCUAUUAUACGGCUCCAUCCUCAACAGCGCGUCAUUGUCGACCGAUAUGCCGGCCUGUGUGCGACUCUUCUGCCUCACCUCUAUGACAUCUGCGAAUGCAGCCACACGAUGAAGAGGAAUGUGUUUGAGGCUGGUUCCGAAUCACAUCCUGCUAUCUAUGAUCGACUGGAUAAAAUUGAGGAGAUAGUUCAAUAUUGGCGGCCUAAAACACCCGCUCAUAUUUUCGAGAAUUACGGCCAGCAUGCCGUUCUUGCAAUGGUGACACAGGCGAAUGUUUAUCGCUUGGCGGCUCUCUUGCUCAUUCACCGUUUGCGGCAUCCUCUCGGUGUCGAAGAUGCAGGAGCGCAAAAGCUGGCAAAUAAUAUUUUUGCCGAGUUGGCAUUCUUUGCUAAAUCGUCGGUUAAGGAGACUACCGCUUUACCGGUAGUGUUUCCGUUGACGAUGGCCAUGUUUGAGAUCAAAGGUCCCGGAGAAGAUCUCUUGGAACGAUUGGCCUCGUUCACAGUUCAAAGUACAAGUGCUUCUCGGCUUCAGGAAUUCGUGAGGCUGGUCCGGUCUUCGCGGGAAUCUGGAUUUGAGGGCACUUUGUUCGAUUUGGUGGAGUCACAUCUCCAUGUUGCGAUGCCACCUUAA
This is a messenger RNA of Penicillium nucicola, 1488 nucleotides long. Its product is annotated as Zn(II)2Cys6 transcription factor domain-containing protein. The transcript has a single exon. Gene Ontology annotation, biological process: regulation of DNA-templated transcription. Lineage: Eukaryota; Fungi; Ascomycota; Eurotiomycetes; Eurotiales; Aspergillaceae. The record is from RefSeq and is a predicted model, not a curated record. Bases 1 to 1488 code for a protein of 495 amino acids. Gene Ontology annotation, molecular function: DNA-binding transcription factor activity, RNA polymerase II-specific; zinc ion binding.